AUGCAAAAGUCUGACACUCCCAAUCUCGCACCCUCGCGCCGCUCGGCGAUCCGCUCCUUCAAGGUGAUGGACGUGGUUGCCAAGGCUGACCGUCUCGCCCGCGCUGGUCGCGAGAUCUACCAUCUCGAGGUGGGGCAGCCGCAGUCUUCAGCGCCGCAGCCCGCCAUCCGAGUGGCGCAGGAGCAGCUGGCCGCGGACCGGUGCGGCUACACGUCUGCACGCGGCGAGCCGCCGCUCCGCCAGGCGAUAGCAGACAUGUACCUUCGCGAGUACGGCGUCACGGUCUCCACCGACCGCAUCCACCUGACGCCUGGUUCGUCCGGCGCCUUUACGAUCGCGUUCAUGGCAGCUUUUGACGUCGGAGAUGCGGUCGCUGUGCCCGCGGUCUGCUACCCAUGCUACCGCAACCUGCUGCAGUGCUACGGCGUCGAGGUCAUCUCCCUUCCCGUCGACGCAAAGUACAACGUCACUGCAGCGGUCCUAGCCGCUGGCCAACACGACCGCGCAGCAGCUGGGCUGCCGGCCAUCAAGGGCCUGAUCCUCUCGAGCCCCGCGAAUCCGACCGGCGCGAUCUUGACGCCGGAGGAGCUCAAGGCGCUCUGCUUCUCCAAGGCCUGCAGCUACGGCAGGACGGGCUGGCGGCUCGGCUCUGGCCCAGCCUACAGCAUGACGGGCUGGCGGCUCGGCUGGCUGAUCGCGCCAGACCAUCUCGACUCGUGCGUCGACGCCCUCAACCAAAACAUGAACGUCUCCGCUCCGACCGUCAGCCAGCGCGCGGCCGUCGCCGCCCUCGGCGAGGAGGCGGCGGCGGAGCUGGCGCAGCACGUGAAGAGGUACGAGGACAACCGCGCCGUCGUCGUCUCCGGCCUGCAGCGUAUGGGCGAGCAGACGCACCCGCGAGCGCCGCCGCGGCAGCAGGGAGCCUCCCUGAGCCUCCUCGGAGCCUCCCUCCCAGGCGUGCAGACGCACGAGUACGCACCGCCGCAAGGCGCUUUUUACCUGUACGCCGACUUGGGACGGCUCGGGGUGGCAGACUCGCUCGGCAUGUGCGAUGCGCUGCUGCAGGACGCGGGGCCGUGGCGGCGCGGGGACGCGGGCGUGGCGGUGACGCCGGGCGUGGACUUCGAGGAGGAGGGGUCCGGGGUCGGCGAGCGGCGCGUGCGGCUCUCCUUCCCCGGCACGACGGAGCACGUGGCGGAGGCGAUGCGACGCUUGGUCGAGUGGUGGGAGAGCGAGGCCGGGCUCCGAUGGAGGGGCGGGGCGGAGGCGCGGGGCGGGGCGAACGGCGCGGCGAACGGCGCGGCGAACGGCGCGGCGCACGCCUGA
Molecule: messenger RNA, 1326 nt
Organism: Emiliania huxleyi CCMP1516
Lineage: Eukaryota; Haptophyta; Isochrysidales; Noelaerhabdaceae
Exons: 6
Coding region: 1-1326 (441 amino acids)
Biological process (GO): biosynthetic process
Molecular function (GO): pyridoxal phosphate binding
Source: RefSeq, a predicted model, not a curated record